AUGGAGCCACAGAGCAGCAGCACUGGCCAGCAGCGCCGGGGCCAAUCGAUCCGGCCUGAAGAUGUUCAAGCCAAUGACAGGGGUGAAGAGAGUUGUGCUGAGCACUCCCCGGAAACCGUUAAACAAAUGACAUCAGAUACACCAAGUUCAGGACAACCGAGUUCUGAUGUUACCAAUGCCGCGAGGAGCUGGGACCCUCUCGAAUAUUCGAGGAUGGGGCCUUACAUGAGACCUGAGUCCCCAAUGGACUAUUCAGCAUUGCAAAUGGCACUGCCUCCUGAAAUAUACGGCUUUUCCGACGGACACGACCCCUACUUUCCCUCCAACAAUCCUUUCGAUGCUGGGCUGGCCUACAUCGACGAGGCGCAGCACCAAGAAUAUGCGGAUUCAGAUAGUGUUCCGCUGACAUCACAGGCACAAGCCAUAUCCGGUGCCUCUGCGAAUGAUCGAAUCGAGCCGAUAUCACAUACUGGCUUUCCUCCUUCCCCCGAUUUGGGAAAUGGCAAUACUAGAGGGAGGCAGACGCUACGAGCGUCCGAUCAAAAGCCGCUCAGCCUUGGCAGCAGUCGCAACCGCGCUUACGGUAUGACUCUUGUUCCAGGAGAAACACGUACUUCCCGCUCGCCAUCCCCGUCCGGGGCAUUUCAGCGCGCUGGCUCGAUUGUACGAGCAAUGUCACAAAGAGUCGUCAAUAUUAGCGGAGAAAGUGAAGUGGCAGUCCAUCAGCGCGUAUCAUUGCAAGCCGCAAGGAACUCGCAAGCAACCGACGGGGCUAUAUAUGAACAUUCUGGAGGUAAUAUGGACUCGAUGCAAGUGGUCACUUCUUAUCAGCCCCAAAUUGGCGUACCGGCAGGCGAAAAAGGUAUGAGCCACGGCGCUGCAACUUUGCCGCAUCGUCCCCCGGGAGGCUCCACCAACCCUUUGAAAGGGCAUUCCCUCGGAUUCUUCUCUCCUCGAAGUAAAAUUCGAAUUGAACUUUGCAAUGUUCUUGUGAAUCCAUACACAGAACCAAUUAUCUUACUACUGAUUGUUCUCCAGACAAUUCUGCUGGCUGUUGAAUCUGGACCAAGUGUAUUCACACCAGGUCAUGAGCGACCUAAGCGGUUUGGUGGCAGGGCGAUGGACUGGGCAAUGCUAGCCCUUUUCAUUGUGUUCACUCUGGAAAUAGGAGCGCGUAUUGUCGUGUCUGGAUUUGUCAUGAAUGCCGCAGAGUACAGCACAAUCGAUCGGAAGAAAGGAGUUCGUGCUAUCAUUUCGGAACAAUAUCGGACGUUCUUUCAACCGCAGCGCCAAGGAUCAGUGAAGGGUACUCGUCAGAUAUCUCCUGAUCAACCAACCAUUGCUCGAUCUUUCACGACUUUCAUGCAUGGCCCUCCUGGUGCACCAGAAACUGUGGAAGCUCAGAUGCGCUUCCAGCUUGCGCGGCGAGCAUUUCUUCGCCAUUCCUUCAACAGACUGGAUUUUAUUGCCGUCGUUUCAUUCUGGACCACCUUUAUAUUGGGCAUUACUGGCUUAGAGAGUCACCACCACUUGUACAUUUUCAAGAUGCUUAGCUGUCUUCGCAUCCUGCGCCUACUUUCCCUCACGCACGGUACGGCAAUUAUACUCCGAAGUCUAAAAAAGGCUGCACCGCUGCUCGUGCGUGUUGCUUUUCUCCUGUGCUUUUUUUGGCUUUUGUUUGCCAUUAUCGGCGUUCAAAGCUUCAAGUCUAGUUUUAGUCGCCAAUGCAUUUGGCUAGACCCGCUUCAACCGACGAAUUUAUCAGCUGCCUUUACGAACGACGACCAGCUUUGCGGGGGCUAUUUGAACAACGAUACUGGCGCAAUCAUGCCUUGGGUCAAGUUCGGGACCCCGGAUUUGCUGGAUGAGCUUGUUCCCGGCGUGGGGAAAGGCAAAGGCUUCAUUUGUCCCCGGGGGUCGCUUUGCCUUCAGCAGGAUAACCCGUCCAAUGGCACCGUGAAUUUUGACAACAUUUUGCAAUCUCUGGAGCUAGUGUUUGUUAUCAUGAGCGCAAAUACCUUUUCGGAUCUCAUGUAUAAAACAAUGGCUUCUGAUUACCAGCAAGCUGCACUUUUCUUCGGCGCUGGCAUCAUGAUCAUGACACUUUGGCUUACCAAUCUUCUCAUUGCAGUCAUUACCUCGUCUUUUCAAGUCAUCAGGGAAGAGAGCAAAGGAAGCGCGUUUACUUCGGAUCAUCAAUCGUCCAUCCAACCACAUUUUGAGGACCGUGGUCGGAAGUCUACACUUCGACUCCUUGUUGAGAGGACUAAACUUCUGUUCACGCUGAUUGUUGUGUUUGGACUGAUUUGCCAGGCAUGCCGUAGCGCUCGAAUGUCACAAUCUCGCGAAAGGUUCAUUGAUGGCGCUGAAGUUGCUGUCACUCUCCUUUUGGAUAUCGAGAUAGCAGCGCGACUGGCUUCAAAUUGGCGAAAUUUCCACCGAAGCUGGGCGAACCUGUUUGACCUCGGACUGACAAUCACCACUACCGUCAUACUUAUCCCACCAAUCCGCCACACAUCGGCAUACUGGUGGCUUACCGUCUUUCAAAUCGUCCGUGCCUACCGAAUUGUGUUAGCGGUGCCGAUGACGCGAAAACUUAUCCUUCUUGUGCUUGGUAAUGCUGCCGGUAUUGCGAACCUGAUGUUGUUUGUCUUUUUGAUGACAUUCCUUGUAUCGAUUUUUGCCUCGCAACUGUUUCGAGGCGAGAUUCCGGUGUUCAACGAUGGUGGCGGACUCAAUCGCAUAUCCUUUUUCACCAUUUACAACUCAUUCCUGGGAAUGUACCAGAUACUAUCCAGUGAGAAUUGGACCGACAUUCUUUACUCAGUCACCUCUUACGCACAUGGCUAUAAGACUGGCUGGAUUGGCGCCACAUUUUUGAUCGGCUGGUUUACGCUGUCGUACUUCAUUCUGGUCAACAUGUUCAUUGCUGUUAUCCAGGAAAAUUUCGAUGUAUCGGAAGAUGAAAAGCGCCUGGAGCAAGUCAAGGCUUUCCUACAACGCAAGGAGCUCGGCCACAACGCGAGCAACCUUGCACUUUCAUCAAUAUUCAAUCUGGGCAAGUCCCGGCGCCGACGCGAUCCUUUGGAUUACGGCCCCGCCAUGAUGGAAAUGCUUUUGAAGGAUGCGGUAGUUCGUGACUUUCUCGAUGAUGAGAACACGGAGCCUUUGCAAAACGUGAUAGGAAACCCCGGGGCCGGUAGGCCCACAUCUACAUUCCCAGUGAGCUCGAGUCGUGGCCUGGCAGGGCUGUGGCAAAGACUGAAAAACAAAUUUUCGGACCAGGAACCCAAUCCAUUCUACACGAGUAUCAAAUUUGACGGACCGAACGAUACUUUGGAUCCGCGACAGAUGGCUCGGCAUGUCGUGUCUGCAACAGCUGCGAGGCGCAAAGCUCAAAGAGAAUACCUCGCAAGACACCCGAACUACAACACGACACUAUACGUCUUCCCACCAGCUAGCAAACUGCGAAGGUUUUGCCAGAGACUUGUCGGCCCCGCUAGAGGGUUUGAACGAGUUGAUGGAGUUGACCCAACUAAGAUCGCGUGGUAUGCACUGUCGGCUUUUAUUUAUACCUGCGUUGUGGCGAUGGUGGCUAUUGCAUGCGUUACAACACCACUCUAUCAACGAGAAUACAGGGAAGGGCAUCAAUCAGACACUAUUAACUGGUUUGUUUGGACGGAUUUAGCAUUCGUACUUGUGUUUACGUUGGAGGCCGCUAUCAAGAUAAUUGCGGAUGGCGCAUUUUGGACCCCAAACGCGUAUCUACGGAGCCUAUGGGGAGUCAUGGAUACAUUGGUGUUGGUGACACUCUGGAUCAACGUCAUCACGCUCUUCAUCAAUGACGGAGCUAUUUCCCGCGCCGUAGGGGCAUUCAAGGCGCUUAGAGCCCUGCGGCUUCUGAAUGUCAGCAACAGCGCCCGAGACACCUUCCACUCGGUCAUAAUUGUUGGCUGGUGGAAAAUUUUUGGCGCUGCUUUUGUUUCGAUUUCUUUGCUUAUUCCGUUCGCCAUUUACGGGUUGAAUGUCUUCAACGGCAAAAUGAUAUCAUGCAAUGACGGUGACAACAUAACACUACUGGCACAAUGCUUCGGCGAGUAUGGCAGUACCCCUUUCAAAGAUGACUGGGUGAUGCUAGCCCCCCGCGUGGCAGACAAUUCCUAUUUCAAAUUCGAUGACUUCGGUUCGUCACUAUUUACACUUUACCAAAUUGUCAGCCAGGAAGGAUGGACAGAUGUCUCAUUCGCUGCCCAGGCCAUAACGGGGCGGGGGUCGCAGCCUCAAGACCUUGCCGCGCAGGGUAAUGCUAUGUUCUUCGUUAUUUUCAACCUGAUGGCUACUGUCUUUGUCCUCACAUUGUUCAUUUCAGUCUUCAUGCGAAACUAUACGGAACAGACUGGCGUCGCUUUUCUUACUGCAGAACAGCGAUCCUGGCUCGAGCUGCGAAAACUUUUGAGACAAAUAUCUCCAUCCAAGAGCUCUUACAAUGACAAGGGAAAAGAGUGGAAGCGGUGGUGCCACAAGAGAGCCAUAGAGAAACGUGGAAAGUGGUACCAGAUGGUCACAGUUGUACUCGUUCUUCACCUGGCCCUGCUCGUCGCAGAAUUUAACAAUGAGCCGCGAUGGUGGGCGAGGACUCGAGAAUUUGUGUCUUUGUUGUUCGUCCUAGUCUACAUGAGCAACAUCGCAAUCCGCAUAUUCGGACUGGGCUGGAGCAGAUUCAGGAAAAGUUCAUGGGAUCUCUAUGCUUUGGUUGUGGUCUCCGGAGCAUUCAUUGCCACCCUUUCACUUCUGAUCGCCAACACUCGUGGUGAGGCCUAUGAACAGCUGUACAAGAUAUUCCUGGUGGCCAUUAUUCUCCUGCUCAUACCGCGAAACGACGCAUUGGAUCAGCUUUUCAAAACUGCUGCCGCAAGCCUGACGGUAAUCAGCAAUUUGCUGGCCACGUGGCUAGUCUUGUUCUUGGUAUUUGCUAUCGCAAUGACGCAGGCGUUUAGUUUAACGCGCUUUGGUAGCCAAGAAACGAGCGACUUGAAUUUUCGUACGGUGCCCAAUGCCCUCAUUCUGCUAUUUCGCAUGAGUCUGGGCGAAGGCUGGAACCAGAUCAUGGAAGACUACGCAGGUAUUGAGCCACCCCUCUGCGUGAAGGACUCGACGUUCUUUGACAGUGACUGUGGAAGCAAGCCCUGGGCGAGAAUACUCUUCGUCGGGUGGAACAUCAUCAGCAUGUACAUCUUCGUCAACCUUUUCGUUUCCCUUAUCUAUGAGAGCUUUAGCUAUGUCUAUCAGCGAUCUAGUGGCAUGUCAGUUGUUGAUAGAGAUGAGAUCCGGCGCUUCAAAGAGGCAUGGAGAAGUGUUGACCCUGCCGGAACCGGAUAUAUUACCAAGGACCAAUUCCCCCGCUUGCUAGGUGAGCUCUCUGGUAUCUUUCAAAUGAGGAUCUACGACCCAGAGGACUCCGUCUCCCAAAUUCUUGACGACGUUCGCAGUGAUAUUCGAAUGUCACGCCAUUCUUCCAUUGUCGCUUCGAAUGCGGGCGGGGACAUUGACCUUGGCAGACUGAAUCGAAGACUGGCGAAGCUUGACGUUGAGAAAAUCCGAGCCAGGCGCCGGGUGUUCAACGUUUUCUUCGAGGAAGUUCUUGUAGCUGCAGAUCCCGACAGAGGUAUCGCGUUCUCAGACGUUUUACUGAUUCUUGCCCACUACAAAAUCAUCAACGAUAACUGGACGAAUUCUUGCGACGGAGAGCUCGACUUCAGCGAGUGGAUGAAGAGAUCCGACGAAGAACCGUUUUGGGCUUCUUUGACACUUUUCAUGACUGGGACUAACUUACAAUCCAGAUUCUGGUCAAGAAAGUUCAAGCAGCAUAUGAAUAUGAAGCGUUCCGCGCGUAUGACCAUGGUUCCUCAACUGAGCGUACCUGAAAUUUUAGUUGACGACGAGGAGCCAAACAAUGAUAUAGCUACUGGAACUUCUGACAGAACACAUAGGCCGCUGCUUCCUAGCCUUGACACUAGUCUGGAGACGCCGAGAAGACCAUCUGUCUGGGCCGGCGAGAUCUCGCCGCGCGACUCCGUCACUCAACACCCGUUGAGCUUCCCCAGAACAUCGGGAGGAGGGCUAUCCCCACCGGCUAGUCCUAUGCGAACGAGCUUUCAGCUCAGCCCCUCGGAUGCCUCCAAUGCACAGACCGAUCGCAGGGGUAGAUCCUUAAGCCCUGCCCAGGCCCGAGGCAUGUUGGACGAUUCUGUCUGGGUGGAAAGUAUUCGAAAAAGCAAAACUCUUCGCCGAUCGGACAAAACUGCCUAUAGAUAUGGAGAUCUCGGUUAA
This is a messenger RNA of Cordyceps militaris CM01, 6330 nucleotides long. RefSeq names its product calcium channel subunit Cch1. Gene Ontology annotation, cellular component: voltage-gated calcium channel complex; membrane. Gene Ontology annotation, molecular function: high voltage-gated calcium channel activity; calcium ion binding. The transcript has 4 exons. Gene Ontology annotation, biological process: calcium ion import across plasma membrane. Lineage: Eukaryota; Fungi; Ascomycota; Sordariomycetes; Hypocreales; Cordycipitaceae. The coding region runs from base 1 to 6330 and encodes 2109 amino acids. The record is from RefSeq and is a predicted model, not a curated record.